AUGACUGCAUCUGACUCACCCUGGACCUGGCGUUGCAACAACACGGAGCCGAUGCGGUGCAUACGGACACCGAAGAGCACACUUACUCCUUCAGAAUAUCAAACUCUGGCCGCAUGCAAACUCACAUGUGGAAAGUACGGAGGGCUGUGGCCAAAACCAACAGGAGAAACGAUCCUCUCCAAGUCAGUGAUACCCUUCCUACCUGAAAACGUGACCGUCAUCACGUCUUUUGACGCCAGACCCAAGAACUACGCGUUGAGAGCUGCUUUGGAAGCAGCAAGAGAUAUAUUCUUGGGAAAUAUCAAUAAAUAUUACCCAUCAAAUAUCGAACGAAAACCUGAAGGAAAAGCCCUAGAGAACAGGGUUGAAAUCAGAAUAAGGUUUGAAUCCUCAUCCCUUGCCCUCGAUCGACUCACAGACGAGAGCUACGUACUUUCCAUCACUCGCUACGAAACCGUGACCAGAGUCCAGAUCCUCUCCCAGACUUUUUUUGGAGCCAGACAUGCCCUGGAAACACUCUCCCAACUCAUUGCCUACGACGAACUUUACGAUUCCCUUCAGAUCUUGGAAUCCGCAACGGUCAUCGACCGUCCCGUUUUUCCACACAGAGGGGUAAUGCUCGACACCAGUCGUAAUUACUACAGCAUGGAAACCCUGAAGCGAUUAAUAGAUGGACUAUCUCACAACAAGUUGAAUAUUUUUCACUGGCAUCUGACGGACGCUCAAAGCUUUCCGAUUUGCCUGGAAAGUCGACCAAAAUUCUGCCAAUACGGUGCAUAUGCACCUUGGAAAGUGUAUCGCGCCGCAGACGUGAAGGAACUCGUGGAAUACGCCCGGCUUCGUGGAGUACGAAUCAUCCCAGAAUUUGACGCACCUUCUCACGUCGGAGAAGGGUGGCAAUGGGCCAUCGAGGAGGGUUUUGACAACCUCAUCGCGUGCUUGAGAAAAGAGCCGUGGCAGAAAUAUUGCUACCAGCCUCCAUGCGGGGUACUCAAUCCAGUCGAAGAUCGAGUUUACGCCAUAUUGCAGGACAUAUAUAGCGACUUUUUGGGCAUGUUCGACACGGAUGUGUUUCACAUGGGAGGUGACGAGGUUGUUUCAACGUGCUGGAAUGAGACAACAGAAAUCACCGAUUGGAUGGAUUCGAACGGCUACAGUAACACAGAAGAUGACUUCACUCGUCUCUGGGGUGAAAAAUUCCAAAGGAAUGCCGAAAGAGCCUUGAGGAUUGCAAACGGAGCUCAAAUGCCCAUAAUACUUUGGACAAGUCAUCUCACCAGAUCUGAGAAAGUAACCGAAUACUUAAAUCCAAAAGAUUAUAUCAUUCAGGUCUGGGAAUUCACGAAGGAGGAGGGGGGUCGGGCGCACAUCCAACAUCUCCUGCUCAAUGACUUCAAGAUCAUAAUGUCAAACGUCGAUGGCUCGUACCUGGACUGUGGUUACGGCCAUUGGGUGGGCCCACCCGACAACCUCAACUGGUGCAAACCCUACAAAAGUUGGCAGGCUUUUUACGAGAAUGACUUCCUCACUGUUGCCCUGAAUUUGACAGCAGGCCUAAUGACACCGGAAAAUGUCACAAAAUUAGUCUUGGGAGGUGAAGCACUAAUGUGGUCCGAAUCGGUGAGCGAGCACAGCUUGGAGGGUAAAGUAUGGCCGAGGAGUGCAGCAGCAGCAGAGAGAUAUUGGAGCAACCCAGAAGGAGGCUGGGUGGAUGCUGAAUGGCGAAUGGCGCAUCAAACGCAGCGAAUGAUACAAUUAGGCAUCCGAACAGAUGCCAUCAAGCCGGAGUGGUGCCAUCAGAACUCCGGUCUUUGCUAUGUGAUUUUCAGUGAGGAAAUCCCACUGCUCUCGUCCGAGCAAUGGGAGCUAUAAUUUAUUUUAUUUUGUAUGGUCAUUCCAUCCUGCUUCAUUUUUCCUGGGGAAUCCGGUUUAGGGAGUAAAACCAUAGAAAUUCAAACGAAGCAUCUUUGAUUCUUUGUUGUCUUACAGAAUGCAUCGUGAAACUCCAGAUAAAGCCGUUUAGCUGUUCAAGUUUCA
Molecule: messenger RNA, 2037 nt
Organism: Darwinula stevensoni
Lineage: Eukaryota; Metazoa; Arthropoda; Ostracoda; Podocopida; Darwinulidae
Source: the annotation of a GenBank genome assembly